This is a messenger RNA of Phytophthora sojae, 1251 nucleotides long. RefSeq lists its product as hypothetical. Gene Ontology annotation, molecular function: microtubule motor activity; ATP binding; microtubule binding. The record is from RefSeq and is a predicted model, not a curated record. The transcript is spliced from 2 exons. The coding region runs from base 1 to 1251 and encodes 416 amino acids. Lineage: Eukaryota; Oomycota; Peronosporomycetes; Peronosporales; Peronosporaceae. Gene Ontology annotation, biological process: microtubule-based movement; mitotic spindle organization.
AUGGAGAAAGAGGAGAAGAUCCGUGUCGUGGUUCGUGCUCGACCUUAUGUUGCUGCUUCUGAGCGCAACGGUAGCGCUAGCAGCAGGGAAACACCCGUGAGCGACCAAGAAUGUGUAGCGGCCAGCCCUGAGAACCCGGGAGAGCUCUUCGUAUACAGCGAUGCAACCCGUACACGAGCAGCCACAUUUCGAUGCGAAACAUUCUUGCCCUCAAACUCGUCUCAAGAAGAUGUUUUCGACCAGGUGCGAGCGAAGGAGCUUGUCGAAGCUGCGCUAGACGGCUAUCCGGUUACCAUAUUCGCGUACGGUCAGACUGGGGCUGGCAAAUCCUACACAAUUUUUGGAAAGGAAGAUGGUGUGACCGAGCGCAGGGUAGCUUUGCACGAGCAGGACGGGCUUCUACCCCGAACGGCUCAAGAGCUCAUGAAUGCCAUUUCAGCUCGAAAGGGAGAAGUUGAGUACACGCUUCGUGUAACUUGUGUCGAAAUUUACAACGAACAGGUACGCGAUGUGUUUGACCCUCGAAAGGAGACCUUAGCGGUGCGAUCGUCAAAGACCCACGGGUUCUUCCUUGAGAACGCCACCGUGGUGGAAUGCGUGACAGCUCGAGAGAUUGUACGGGUGGUGAAAGCAGCCGCAACUCACCGCGCCAAGUCCAGCCACCUGCUGAAUGAACGCUCGAAUCGAAGUCACUGUCUUGUUACGAUAUAUAUUGAUGCUGCCCCACUAAGGCCCGAUUCACCAGACUCUGUUGGGGGAAAGCGCUAUGGAAAAAUUACCAUUGUCGAUCUGGCUGGGAGCGAGCGCGCGUCGGACUCGGGCGCGGUCGGGACACAACUUCGCGAAACGUGUCAUAUCAAUCGAAGCCUUCACUGCCUCAGCCAGGUCAUUCAGGCUAUGAACGCACCCAAGUGUAGUAGGACGGGGAAAAGCAAGUUUGUUCCGUACCGCGACUCAAAACUCACGAUGCUACUGCUGGAUAGUCUUGGAGGAAACUGCAAGACGCUCAUGAUCGCGUGCGUGAAUUCUUCGCCCCAAUUUGCGGUUGAGUCCACCCGUACGCUCGAAUUUGCUAUGGGUGUCGCCAAGAUCAAGAACCGCCCGACUGCUCUGCUUACUCCUCAUGAAAAACUAAUCAAGGAUCUGAAGGAGCAGAUUCGUCUGCUAAAACUCGAGAAUAUGAUGCUGAGAGCUCGAACACCAGGAUGUACGUUCGGCUGCCAGUUCUCAGAUGACUUUGCUAUCUAUUAA